AUGACAAGGGUGCUGAAGGAGAAAUAUUUUCCAUCUGGAUGUGUGUUGGAUGCAAAACCUAAUCUGUCAGCCUCUUGGCUCUGGAAUUCAUGGGUGAAAGUCCUAUCAAUCUAUAAAAAGGACAUCAGAAGGACAGUCAGAGAUGGCUUGAAUACCAAAAUCCUAGCCCAUCCAUGGGUGAUUGAUCUUCCAACAGGUAUACAUGCUCUUAAAUCUGAAGUGUCAAGUUUACAGCUGACUUGGGUCAAAGAAUUAAUGUAUGUCGAUGGAAGAUCAUGGAAUAGGAGUUUGAUUCAGUCUCUUUUUACUGAUGAAUCCUGUAAUGCUAUACUGAAAAUGAAGGACUUGAAUCCAGCUGAAAAUGAUAGAUGGGUGUGGUCUGCAGAUACCAAAGGAAAGUUUACAAAGUUGACAAUUCUCCAAUUUCCGAAGCCCGUAUACAACUAUCAACGUACAUUUUAUGGUGGCUUUGGAAAUCGCGAAACUUAUGGGUGUUCCAAAAGCUAUGGAUGCCUGCGGCUGUGA
Striga asiatica is the source of this 525-nucleotide messenger RNA. The record is from the annotation of a GenBank genome assembly. Lineage: Eukaryota; Viridiplantae; Streptophyta; Magnoliopsida; Lamiales; Orobanchaceae.